Messenger RNA from Knipowitschia caucasica, 234 nucleotides. Lineage: Eukaryota; Metazoa; Chordata; Actinopteri; Gobiiformes; Gobiidae. The record is from the annotation of a GenBank genome assembly.
AUGUGGGUGGGGUUUGGUUGUGUUGGUUUUGGUGGGGGUGGUUUUGAUUAUGGUAUUGGGUAUAUGGGGUGGGGUUGUUUGGGGGGUUGUAAGGGGGAGGUUGGUGAUGGGAUGGGGGAGGGGGGGUGUGGGAGUGGGGGUAUGUUGUGUUGUGGGGUUGGGUGGGUGAUGGAGGGGGGUUUUGUGAGGAGAUGGGGGGGUGGUGGGGGGGUGGGUUGUGGGGGGGUUUGUUGA